Molecule: messenger RNA, 5757 nt
Organism: Giardia duodenalis
Lineage: Eukaryota; Fornicata; Diplomonadida; Hexamitidae
Exons: 1
Coding region: 1-5757 (1918 amino acids)
Source: RefSeq, a predicted model, not a curated record
AUGUCCAAUGAGGCCUGCUUCGUGGAGGUGGGGCCGCAGCAUCAUCAAGCCGGUACUAUAUCUCUGGAAAGCCUGACCAGCAUGUUUCUAAAGAGUUUUGAAGAUCACCAUAUUGACAUUCCAUUUUCCAAUGUAGAGAAGUGGAUGAAGGAUUGGGCUCCAGUGGAGCAGUAUCUUCAUGCAACACGUCCCAUAGGCUCUAUAGGCUCCUAUGCGAGCCCGGAGGAGCAAACAAAGCAUUUUGUAUCAUUAUUGCUUUGCUUUGCAAUAGACUUUAAUUCAUCUAUUGAAGAUACAAGGGACACCUUCUGCAGCGGGGAAGAUGAUUCCUUGCUGUUGUUACUGAUUAUAUACACCGAGUUAUUUGUUGCCCAUGUGCGUGGACCCGCGCACUUUGCAGUCAAACAUGCUUGUAUUAUUGAAGACUAUCUCCACGAGUUCUGUGACGCGGCAAAGGACCUUCUAACUGGAUUGAGGCCGGUAGUCCUCACCGCAAACUCUGGCUGCCGACCUCAAGGGGCACGGCCAGCAGGUUCAUCUAUUUCAGUUAUGUUGAUAUGUCAUGUUCUUUGGUUCCUGCUACCUAAAACAAAGGUUGAUAGAUUUAAACUUUGUCAUGCUAAGUUACAACAUGUUCCAUAUUAUCUAAUAGCUGACACCACAAUUGGUCUGACCUGGCGCUGUGCAAUGGUCAAUUACAUCGUUGAAAACAGGCUUAUUUGGGAAAAAGAUGUCGAUUCCGAUGUAUUUCUAACAAGCGUCUUUAAACCCUGCCUAGACGGUAUAAAUUCACUGGUUCUCCAACUCGAUCUUCACACAGACGCAGGUAUUAUGCAAUUGCUGAAGUCUAUGUUGUUUAUUUACUUGUUGAUAGAAACAUAUGAUAUAGAUAGACUCUUUAAGAUCCUCAAGGACGCAGAUUCCUCCUUUGCUGACACAGACUAUAAUGGAACUGCCUCGUAUUUUGGGUUUCUGGACGCCGUCUCUAUCAGGUCUGUCCAUACAACCGAUCCAAAUGCAAGGAAGACCCUUGUUCGCACUCGUUCUGUUUCCAACUUACAAACCCACUCCUUGACUAUGCCCUCAAGCAACCAACCGACUACCAUAACAAGCUUUACUUGUUUCAUAACUUUGUUAACAACAUGGGCAAAACUGAUCUACACUCAACGAGAUGAGCUCAUGACUAACCCCUGUGCCUUUCAGGAGAUAUGUAGAUUGCUAUUCUGUUCUGUUUCCGUGUUGCUGUUCUCAUUACUGACAUGUCUAGGAAAUUUGUCCAGCAGCGCAGUCCCGCUAUCACUGACUAAUUUCAGUUACAUUCUACGAUGCGGAUUGCUCUUUGUAGGAGCAAACCCUCUAGGAAAGGCAACUGAAUUGGAAUAUCAAGCAGCGUGCCUGCUAUAUCACCUAGAUAAGGUAGUUCAGUGCCACCUGGAUACGGUAGCUCAUCAGAAGUUAGAUCUUCUAGGAUUUAUAGAAGAUGACAAGCUACGGAAUACUAAGGACUUCUUAUUUAGACAGGUACAUGCUGAAAAGGAUGCUGAGCACAACAACAACGUAUGCUCCUACUUUGGGCUAUCUUCUGAAGAAGUGGGAUUGAGUGGUGUAACCCCGGUUCAUCUUAAGUACACUAGUGCGGGGUCUCUUUACUUGUUACCAACCGUUUCGAAUGAUCUCUUUAGUCCAGGGCCUUCCUACCUCAUUCAGUCAGCUGCCGAUCCUUGCCUUCAUACAUUACCUUUUCUGCGCACACAGGUUGUUGCUGCUGUUCAGUUUAUUAUUUUUCAUGUAGCUCAACAUGAAAAUGCGAUCAUUUCGGGCUCAUUCUACCCCGAAACCAUUUCUAUUAAAAUUUUAGAUCCUCAAUUUUCAGCAGUCAUUGAAGUGAUAGCAGAGUAUCUCUCCCAUGAAGAACUAUCAAUCGAUAAGGAUUUGAGCGAGCUGCUUUCUAGCAGCUUUAUACAAAGUCUCAUGCUUCUUCUUUAUGCCUAUUCAGUUUGCUAUUCUAAGCAGUUCUUAGAUAAGAAUAAUAUACUUUACAGUCAGCGCUAUCAUCUUCUCUCUGUUAUAGUUCAAUUAAUUUUAGACCUAUUACUGACACUGCCCCACGAAAGUGUACUGAGUGCACUGCUAUAUAAACCAGAGCUCUGCUUGUUACCGUCUGCUCUUUUGUCUAUAUUUCAGAGCCUAUCAUGUCCAAAGCAAAUACACCUUCACAUGCCCUUGUUGUUGGUGGUUCUUGACCUGUUUAAUGAGUUUGUUUGUAGAGUGACAAAGUACACCACAGCCUGUCCUGCGCUUACCUCUCCAUGCGAUAAUGAUAUCUCUGCAGAUGUCAAAACCCUGGUAUCUAGCACCGAUUUUGCUAAGUCCGCUAUCAACUUAAUGGAAAGGCUCAUUACAGGCGAGUGGGCCAACAUAGGACGGAACUGCUCUAGCGUUGUCGAGCUCCUCCUUCUGGGCCUGAUUGAGUAUUUUCAUUUGUCUCCAAAAAGCACUACACUGCUUACGCAACAACGAAAAGUACCACUUCAUAUCAUAAAGUUCCUCAAAUCUAUCACAUUGCACAUGCAGACUAAGCAGCCAAUCGAAUCAUCUAAAUCGAGCAGUGAAGACAUCGUUUUGUUCUCUGCAAUGGGAGACAUAUCUUUUCUUAUGAAUUCCCGAACCAUUGAGAUUUCUAUAUCUAUCUUACUCUUUUACAAAAGCGAUUUAAUCACCUUCAUCAAGGAUUCUUAUAGUACGGGCACCCUUGAAUGCAUUGUUAACAUUUUCCUAUCAAAUCCCCCUCGCUACCCAUACUCGCGAUGUAGGUAUCUACCGUUUUUUGCCUAUGUCUUUAUCUAUGGGUACCCGAAUAAAUCCCUUGCUCACACGGCUGGCUCCGUUAUUUGGACUUCUGCAAAUUAUCUCUUAUGGCCUAGCUCACUGCUAUACGGGUUUUUGGAUACCUUGGCCAUUCUCCGUACAUCAAGACAUAGUUUUGGGUUCUAUAAUCUUCUGCUUCACCAGUUGUUCGCCGGUAUCCUUGGGAGAAACUCGUUAGAUAGGCUCUCUAGCUUCCCGUCUGUACUACAGCUAAAGCAGGCCCUGGAACCCCGUGCUCAAUUUAACGAUAUCCUCGAAUUGGAAUGCUGCGCACCAUAUGCAAAACAACAGGAGAUGGAGCCCUUGCCGUUCUGCAUAGUUAUCAUUGAACAUCUUCUUUCGUUGUUUAAAAUUCAGAAGCCGCUAUCAACGUGGCAAUCUGUUCAAGCAUUGGCCGUACCAUCUCUUUCUGUCAAAGACAUAUUUAGCGUCAACCUUCCAGAUGCGCUGUUUAACAUUCGCGAGAAUGAGGUACAGAUAAGGCGAGGCCCACACAUGCAAAAGUUUAAGCAAUUCCUUAUGCGGGUCUUCUAUUUGAAUAACACGCACAACGCGAAACGGAUUCAAUCUUUUGCUUCUGUUUGCAGUCUUCGCAGUCAUAUCAUAUACCUAUCUAACAGACUACGUAAUGAUCCUCUAUUACCUCUUAUCCUGCUUUUCAUUUUAUUACACACUACGUGCAGUCUCAAGAACUGGAUUUACGAGAUAGCAGGGUGGACGACCGCCUAUGAAUGCGUCCCUGUUUUCACUAAUACCUUGUGCUCCAUUUGGCAUGCUAUACCAGCACUGAUGCAAGAGUCAGAUUGCAAUGACCUUCACCACAAGUAUUUGCACCUUCUUGUGGACCUUCUAGAGGAGCUACUCCUUAAUAGCUUUCAUUCUCCGCAAAGACUAUCUACUACUUCGGGGGUGCUACGGUCUACUUAUGACAAUGCCAGGACCAUGAGAAAGAAACACUCACCAUCAGAAUUUAAGGUGGACUCUACCCUAUCGCCUGCUAACAUGUACUAUGCAGAUGGUCAGUUAAUAUUUAAUACUGCUGCUGUGUUUGCCAUCUGGACAGGCUAUCUACACCUCCUCCUUUCUUUCCUCACCACAAAGAACGUGGUGGCAACUGUCGAGAGCGCCAAGAUAAACCCACUCAAGCUGGUGCUUGUAUUAACUGCUCUCCUGGAGAACUGUUGGGUUGUGUCUAGUGCCUGCUCACCAAACAGCUUUAUCCAGCCCCUCUGUUCUAAUAUAUCUAAACUGCAGUCACAGGCGCUCCCUUUGAUGGUUCAGCUGUUGGCAGACAUGUGCAGCCUUCCGAAUGAGUGCGAGUAUAUCAAUUUUAUACUGUCUUGUGAGCGCAGUGAUGUACCCAACUUUAGUAUUCUCAAAUCGCUAAUCAAAAAGUUUAAUGUGGGUGCGUACCAGCACCAUAAAACCAAGGGCAAGCAGCGAAUAGCAUCGCCGCCGACACUCCUUUCAGUUAAUAGCUUGGAGAUUGAAAAGUCACAUGCUUUCAUUUGUCAGCAGCUAAAGAAGUACUUUAAAGAUGACGAUAUUAUUUGCUGGCUUUUCAAAAACAAGUGGAGUUUCUUCCAUGUUGCUAGGUCUGUCAACAUAGCUCUCUGUGCCAAGCUUGGAUUUGAGUUUUACCACACACGGCUCAGUGAUCCUGGUUUCGAAGAUUUCCUUUGCAACCUAUUACAUUACUUUCGUUUCUUCUAUAAUCCCAGAGCUAUGCAAUGGGUUGCAUUCAGCGAAAAAGUCACAAAUCAUAAUCAAAUUUUUUCGCAAAUAGAAGUCGAUUGCCCUGGAUUUCCAGAGUUACCCAGUUGCUCUCUCGUGGACCUGAUCGUGCAUACCUUGAAGCUGUCAUUAGCCGUGCCAUCUCUACUGGGUAAUUCUGUCCGGUUGUUGGAAGUUUUAUCUUUUGUAACUCUAUUGUCCAAUCACAUCUUCCAUCCAAACAGUUCCUUCACCUACGAAGACAUACAGGUACUGAGCUCUGUACUCCAGUUAGUACUCCAGUCACACAAUCCACGUGAAUUUGAAAAGGGAGUCAUGGCCAUCCACGCAGUAAUAGCAAAUCUUUUCAUACUAGAAGAAGAAUAUCACCGCGUUCCUAGCUGCACGAUAGUGACCAGAGCAGAGCUUUCUACACGAUAUGAUUCUGUACUUCAGGAAGAUACUGGGCUAAAGCUUUUGCUCCGUGGUGGUUCUGCGAUGUUACCUCUGUCACCCUCUCUGAUACCAGUUGCUAGCCUCAGGUUUAUGUUAGAGCAUAAGGGCUGGAAUAAUUCCGAAACGACAACUCUAGUGAUAGCAUUGAUUGAAUUCAUCUUUUCUCGAGAGCACCGAGCAAGCAUAUUCCUGUCAUCUCAAGUAUGUUUUCAACUUCUUAAUAACAUGAUUGCAACUAAUCUAAUUGAUUCGUACUGCAAGAAAAUGAAAAUCAUACAGACCAUGAUGGAGGGCAUAAGGAUUCUUCCUCUUUCUAAGCUGUGUACAUCUGAUUUAAGCUUCUCGACGAGAUAUGAUGUAUUUGUGCUUUGCCUACAUGCAGUAACCUAUAAGCUCCAACAAGACAUACGAACAUGUGCACCUGGCAGCAUAGACAUGACGAAAUUGCUGCCUAAUACUAAUGUAUUGCAAAGAGAAGAGGAAGCCAAACAAAACACCAAUGCUUAUUCUUCUGCAAGAGAAGUGCUUUGUACUGAAGACAAAAAAUCCUAUGGAUGCCUUGUCCAAGCGCUGAAAGAUUACUGUACUGAAUGCGUUUUCCCGCACUCCCCCAUGUACUCGGAUCUCCAUGAGACAAUACCUAUCCCGAACCAAAUGCAGCCCCCCAAUCGAUGUAUUUUUGAAGAUCUGGGGGAUGAAAGCUUGGCUUUGUCACCAUAA